Messenger RNA from Stegastes partitus (bicolor damselfish), 3314 nucleotides. Its product is annotated as Krueppel-like factor 15. Gene Ontology annotation, molecular function: RNA polymerase II cis-regulatory region sequence-specific DNA binding; DNA-binding transcription factor activity, RNA polymerase II-specific. The record is from RefSeq and is a predicted model, not a curated record. The transcript has 3 exons. Bases 379 to 1791 code for a protein of 470 amino acids. Gene Ontology annotation, biological process: regulation of transcription by RNA polymerase II. Lineage: Eukaryota; Metazoa; Chordata; Actinopteri; Pomacentridae.
AGUACAACUCAGUCAGCGCUCGGUCCAGUCUGAACGCUGCUGCCGCUGCAUGGAGAGCCUCAAGGACGAAUCGUGUUGACGGAUGCAAACGGAUAAAAAAAAGAAACCUCGAUCGUCUCCUUUUACGCCUUUUGCUCUGGAUUAUAUUUGCUUUGAGACACACUGUAUCCUGGCUGGAGACCUUGGAUCACAAGAUUGUUUCCCCGACGCCUACUUUUUCCACACCAGGUGUUUUACUGUCUCACCCAAGUGGGAAGUUGUGGCCUUGGUGACCUCGGUUUAUUUGGUCUAACUUCUUCAGCACAAGGAAUAAUUGUCUUACAAAUCAUCCACAGACUCCGAGUGCAGCAAGAGACAGUGGCUUGGCAGUAGCCAGGGAUGGUAGAUAACUCUCCAGUGAGGGAGGAGACUUUUUUAACCUACAGUGGCUCUGUAUCGGCCUACCAGCUGUCCAGCAUGGUGACGGACCUGGGCUCCUACCAGGUGAUGCCGUCACCGUUCUCGGAGGACGACCUGAGCGAGUCGUCCAGCCCUCGUUCCUGCUCCAGCCCGGAUUCCCAGGUGCUCAGCUCCAGCUAUGGCAGCAACUCCAGUGCUGAAAGCCAGGACAGCAUCCUGGACCACCUGCUGUCCCAGGCCUCCUUAGGAGGUGCCAGCAGCUUGACGGCGGGGUCCGUGGCACCUAUACCAAUAUCCACUUUCCUGUGGGACUCACGGAGAGAUGAGCACCCAAAACGUGAAUCUGUAAAGGAGGAAAAUUUUGACUUCCUCACAUGGUCCCACGUGGAGACGGAGGAGCAGCUCGGAGUGUCCUUCCAGCCCACGCUGGAAGAGAUCGAAGAAUUCCUGGAGGAGAACAUGGAGGUGGUGACGAUGAAGCAGGAGAUCCGUGAGGGUUGCCCGGGGUUGGGAGUAGGACGGGAGGAGCCUCUUGGUCUGGAAGUUGGUCUGGAGUGGUGCAGAGAGGCCUCCCCUGAGCCUAAGCCGGAGCCAGACGCCAGGUAUUCAGACCAAACUGUCCCCACUGACAGCACCGCUGGUCUGGCCACCGCUGCCUCCGGUGAGACCAAAAUCACAUCAGUUGACCCCACACAGGAAUCCAGCACCGGGCCCAAGAAUGCAUCAAGUGACAAACCUUCAUCAGAAGACACAAACGGCAGUGGGAUGCCGGUCAUCCUGCAGUUUCAGCCCAUUCAGAUCAAGCAGGAGCCCACAGCAGCGCCGCUCACCCCUGCAGCUCCUCCCCCACAGCCUGCCCCGGCCUCAGAUAUCAAAAUUGCGCAGCUACUGGUCAACAUCCAAGGUCAGACCUUUGCCCUGGUGCCCCACAUCUUGCCCUCCCCCAGCCUUAACGUCUCCUCCAAGUUUGUACGCAUUGCUCCAGUCCCCAUCGCAGCCAAGCCUCUUGGGCUCGGCGACAGCGCCGCCAACCAGGGAUCAGGGAUUCUUGUUGGAGGUCAAAAGUUCCAGAAGAACCCGGUGGCAGAUCUUAUCAAAAUGCACAAAUGCACUUUUCCAGGCUGCACCAAGAUGUACACCAAGAGCAGCCACCUGAAGGCCCACCUGAGGAGGCACACGGGGGAGAAACCUUUUGCCUGCAACUGGCAGGGCUGCGGAUGGAGGUUUUCUCGGUCAGACGAGUUGUCCCGACACAGACGCUCCCACUCGGGGGUGAAGCCCUACCAGUGUCCCGUAUGCGAGAAGAAGUUCGCCCGCAGCGACCACCUGUCAAAACACAUCAAGGUCCACCGCUUCCCCCGAAGCAGCCGGACGGUUCGCUCAGCAAACUGACACUCCCGAUCGCUGGGAUUACUGGGAUCACUGGGAACGCUGGGAUCACCCUCUCAUACAGACAUACAGGCCACGGCAGCGAGGCGUGAGCGUACAGGAAGUGGAAGCACACGUUGCUUUGUGCUUGAGCAGUCUGUGAUUGUUCUAAUUCUAAUCAAAGUGAAAAACAAAUGAUGAAGGUUGUUGUUGCUGCUGGUGCUUUUGGUUCGCUCCUCGUUUGUUCUGGUCUCGUCUCCAGAUCCAUUUGUUUUCAUUCAGUCUGGAUUAUGUGAUACCUGUGCGUGUCCGUUCCACCUGGAUCACAACGACUGCCUUUUAUCUUCCUGAAGCUGCCAGUGUCUUGGACAUUCCUCAUCUUAUGCAAUGUUUAGGAGAUUGACGCUCAUGUGGAUCUCCAUCAGCGACCACCAGAGUAGCACUUCCCCCCGCCGCGUCCACAGACGUUUCUCUCGCGGCUUCGUCCUGGAUUUUUUUGCUGCCUUGUUCCCGCCGUUUAUCCACAGAAACGGCGGGAACCUUUCAACUCGGCGAACUUGCGUGGAUGCGAACUACUGAUUGCAUAUCAAAGUGAAGGGAAACGUCACAAUAAGCUACCUGGACUAAACCAGCUGAGGAAGGAGGACGAAGAGGAGCCGAACCACGGAGCAACACAAGAAAUGCAAAAAAAAAGAAAGAAUAAACACAACUUAACGGUUAAGCGCACAGUGAUUGUUGAAUCAGCCUUCUGAUCAGUGUUAAUGCUCUUUAUUGUCGUUUCAUGAAGCUAAGUCACGUGUACCUGCUUGCUGGUCUUCUGUUUGUACCAUUGUUCGGGCCUUACUGCACCACAUAGUCCUUGCUGGAGAGUCGGUGACUUUUUAUUUCACGUCAUUCAGUGCGUAGCCGUGGAGCUGAACGUCUCCAUCUGCUAUUAUUCGUUAAACUGUUGUUUUGCUGAUGACUUGACACAAAAUCUGCCUCAACUCUGCUUUAUCUGUUACUGGAAACACCCUGACAGCCUUCCACCCCGUCGAGGUGAAGUCAACGGACACACCAUGGUGCUCAGCUGCCUUCUGGGAAAUGUAGUGGCAACAGCAUCUCUUUUGAGGCCAUAAUUAAAGCUCGACUCGCUCUCAAACAUAGUUUUUUUGUUGCUACGACGCCCCGCUGUGAAUAUGUAGGGGCGCGACUCGAGGCCGUCCACGUGUAAUUCAUGUCUGUAGAGUGACGACAAGCCGGGGUACACGACAUUGUACAUCAUUCCUUUCAUUCAAUUUUUGAAUUUGUAAUGCUUGUGUGAACACAGGUGUUUUAUCGCAUCCUAUGAAUGUAUGUAAAUAUGCAGGAGUGGACAUCGCUGCAUCCAGGAAACACACAGAGACUAUUCUGAUACCGUAUCUUAAAACAAAAUCAGUGGUUGUGAAGAUUUCUAGUGGAAACCCUAAAAUGUGUACAUAACGUUUCAGUACAUAUGGAUAUAUUAUAUAUAUAUUUUCUUUGUUCUAUCCGAGAUGCAUUUACAAAUAAAACUGAAAAGCAACACA